AUGAGCCACAUCUACGGCAGCCACCUCUCCCCCAUGGGCAGCCCCUCCAUGGUUUAUCUCCCGGCCACCCUGAGCUUCGCCCCCAGCGGUGCCAUCUCCCGGCAGGACCCCCCGCAGAAGCCCCCUUACAGCUACAUCGCCCUCAUCGCCAUGGCCAUCAAAGAGGCUCCGGAGCAGAAGGUGACCCUCAGCGGUAUCUACCAGUUCAUCAUGGACCGCUUCCCUUUCUACCACGACAACAAGCAGGGCUGGCAGAACAGCAUCCGCCACAACCUCUCCCUCAACGACUGCUUCGUCAAGGUGCCGCGGGAGAAGGGACGGCCCGGCAAGGGCAGCUACUGGACCCUGGACCCCCGGUGCCUGGACAUGUUCGAGAACGGCAACUACCGCCGGAGGAAGAGGAAGCCCAAAGCCCCGGGGCCACCGGAGGCGAAGGGCGGCGCGGCCCCCUCCGACGGCGGCCACCCGGUGCCGGCGGCUCGCCCCGACGAGCCCAAGAGGGCCAAAGGGAGCGCGGCGGCGGACUCGGGUGACGAGGGGGUGCCCAGGCCGGGGGGGGAGGAAGCGGUUCCCCCCGGGGGUCCGCCCCGCUGCGGCGGCGCCCCGGCCCCCGCCGCCGCCCCCCGCCCGCCCGCCGCCCCCGCCGCCCCGCCGCACAAGAGCGGUCCGCGGGGCCGCAGCUUCAGCAUCGAGAGCAUCCUCGCCCAGGGGCUGCGGCAGCCGCCCCCCGGGGCAGACCCCAAGGCGGCCCGGGAGAGCCCGGUGGGCUGCCUCGGCGGCUCCCUGGUCGCCAGCGGCGGCUUCGGCCCGGCCCUCAAUGCCUCCCUCAUGCUCGACUCCCAGGUGCACGGGAGGCUUUACCACAUCGGCAUCCCCUUCCUCUCCUGCUUCCCUCUCCACUUCUCCGAGGCGGUAUUUAAUUUCCAGUAGUUGCCCCAUAAUUAUAACCCCCCCAUCACCCUAGACCCCGGUCGCUGCUCCGGGGUCGCGAUGGGGAGGAGAGACCGGACUCAGACCUCAGCAAGCGGGUAAAGACCAAAACUAAUAAUCGAUGUUAAAAGGUGACUCAGGAUUUCAGGGCAUUUUCAAGGCACUCCUGGCUGCGGAGCUCUCUUUAGCGAUUGCCUCCCACCCCUACCAGAUCGACUUUUAAAGGUAAAACGGUUUGCUUUUCCCAUGGGUGGCGGAGGUACACAGGCAGGCAGCGGGGGGGGGUCCCACGCUGGCCUACAAGCCCCACCGGGUUUGAUCUGCACCUUUAGUCUUUGCAUCCCUCAGGUUUCUCAGACCUGGUUUCUGCUGAGCCCUUUGGGUCUCUGGUUUUCUUCUUCUUUUUUUUUUUUUUUUUGGCUUGUGAAACCAAAACCACCCCUUCCAUCCCUGGGGGAGGAGAAGGCUGAGUUUUGUUUUGCCAUUAAUACCCACGGGCGCCUGCACAUAAUAAUUCCUGGGAUUGCCCUCCCGGCCCAGUCCUCCGAGUGGGUAAAAGGCAGGUAACCAGAGCUGAAAUAAGGGCAGACGGAAAAACCCAGGCUCAUUCUGCACAACCCUGCUUGCUUUGACUCAGCACUGUAUAUAACUCAUGGCGUUAAUGCAAGCUGGUUUCCUGCGUAGCACUUGUGCUUCUCGAGUAUCGUGAUAGCGUUUCUGUCCAGCUGAUGUGGCUAGAGAGAGGGGGACGGAUGAGCCAACACGUUGCGAACGUGGAGAUGUGGCCGGUUUCCAUGUCUUGCUGGGAUCAGUUGCUUCUGACCAGAGAAGACUGAAGCAGGGUUGGAGAGGCCGGUCUUGGUGUUUUGAAGUAGCUGUGUUAACAACCCAGACAAAUACCAGGAAAAAGGAGAAAUAUCAGCUAUGUUUCUAAAGUUUUCCUUAAAGAAGGAAGAAUCCAGACAAGUUACAAUCAGGAAUUUUUUUUUUUUUUGCCAUAUUUUGUAUAUUAGUGGAUUUGGAAAAAAAAAAUCUAUAGUCUCAAUUUUCAUUAUGAAACCAAACCUAUAUCCAAUAAAAGUUAUUUUGUUCAGGA
Phalacrocorax carbo (great cormorant) is the source of this 2026-nucleotide messenger RNA. Lineage: Eukaryota; Metazoa; Chordata; Aves; Suliformes; Phalacrocoracidae. The record is from RefSeq and is a predicted model, not a curated record.